AUGAGUUAUGAUGAUAUUUUUGUCCAAUAUUAUUAUCAAAUAACUCAUGGUUGCGAGUCUGUCAACUGCAAGAAUCCAUAUUGCAUGUCAUGCUCUUCUUUUCAUCAUCCAGAAAAUCCAACAUUAUUAGCAGUCAAUUUAGCCGAAAAUCAUUUCAGCAAAGAUAACUUAUGCAGCUCCUUAUCAUAUUUAAUCACCGAACCUCGUAUUAUGCUGCCAUUAGCACGUGCACAAGGCUUUUUCAACCAAUAUAUCACUGACCAAAAGAUUUCAGAUGAAAAUGCUCAAGGAUUAGAAUCAGUUCUUUCAGACGAUAAAGCGUUUCCAUACAUAUUUUUAUCAGAUGAUUCAGAAUUAGAACAAGAUGAUUUACUUAUUAGCGAUUCAUUAAUCGUUUCAUUUAUCAAGAUGCAUCAAAGGCAGCCGAACUAUUUCAUCGAAUACGAAUCCAAAUUCACUCCAGUUUUGAAGAAAAUUCUUCUUGAUAAAUCCGACACAUUAAGGAAUGUUCGUGCUCACAUCAUGCUCUUUUUAUUCCCAGAACUUAUUUCCAACAGUAUCGCCGACAUUUCUCGUUCAAUUGCCGAGUUUUCUACAGAAAAAUUAAAUGUCUUCAUAGAAUCCAUGAUUCGCAUUCCAAACAUGUUCAAACACAUGGUCGAACUUACAAAAUCCGCUUUGGACAUCGCCUGCGACCAAAAAGUGAAGCCUCAUUCGGCCAUAUUACAUUCCUUGACAUCUUUCAUUGAAAUCCUUGCCUACGUCAAUUCCCAGUUACCUAUGCAGCUUACACAGUCCAAGUUCUUCUCAGAAAAGCUAUGUUCCAUCAUAUCCCCUGAAAUGGAAUUUCAACUCAUCAAAGAUGGCAAUUUCUCAUAUCUCAGUACACCAUCUGUCCUUACACACAUAUUCCGUGCAAACUUGAUCUCAAAAGAAACCGCUUUCAUGAACUUUUUGAAUAAUAACCGUAAACGAACAAUUUCAAUCAGAAGAUCACAUGUUCUUGAAGAUGCACUUAACAGUUUCUCCAAACUAUCACAGCACGAGCUCCAUGAACAGAUAUCCAUCCAAUUUGAAGGCGAAAAAGGUGUCGAUGACGGUGGUGUUUUUAAAGAAUUAGUUUAUAUUUUGACGAACGAAUUAAUCAAGCCCGAUUUGAAGUUGUUCCAAGAAACAAAAACAGGAUAUUGGUUUGUCCCUGGCGGUGACCAGAAGCUCCUCAAAUUGUUCGGUAUCAUUGUUGGUUUGGCCAUUACAAAUCAAUUGAUUUUACCUGUCAGAUUUCCAAAGAUUUUCUAUAAGAAAUUCGCUAGAACACAGGUAACAAUCAAUGAUUUCGAACAAUACGAUCCUUCAAUUGCUCAGUCCUUCAAAAUGCUAAGAAACAUCGCGAAAAGCGGCGGCGAUGUAAAAGAUGCAGAAAUUAAUUUCGUUUUUACAAAAAGUGACAAAGGAGAAGUUGAAUUAAAAGAAGGUGGCAGCAACAUUGUUGUUGACAAUGAUUCUGUUGAAGAGUACAUCAGAUUGUACAUUGAUUAUGUUGCUAAUAAGAGCAUUGAAAAGGAAUUUGAAGCUUUCUUUAGUGGUUAUAAUGAUGUGUGCGACAUUCCAAUUGUUUCUUUGCUUUCUAGCCGUGAUUUGGAACUUUGCGUGUCAGGAGAAGAGACAUACAACUGGAUUGAGUUACAGCAAUCUGCUGGCUACAAUGGUUACGAUAAAUCUUCUAAAUCUGUCCAGUAUUUGUGGGAAAUUUUCAUGAAAAUGGACGAAACAAAGAAGAAAGCUUUCUUGAGAUUUGUGACUGGUUCUGACCGCGCUCCAAUGGGCGGAUUGAAGAAAGUAAUCAUUUAUAUCCAUUAUUCAGGGGAUACAAAUCUACUACCAACAGCACACACAUGCAAAUCAAUUCUCGUGCUUCCUGACUACCAAGAUAAAGAGAAAUUAGAAAAAGCUAUGAACAUUUGCAUCGAAAAUGCUGAGGGUCUAUUUUUGAUUUAA
This is a messenger RNA of Trichomonas vaginalis G3, 1998 nucleotides long. Its product is annotated as ubiquitin-protein transferase protein. The transcript has a single exon. NCBI's taxonomy places the organism in Eukaryota, Parabasalia, Trichomonadida, Trichomonadidae. The record is from RefSeq and is a predicted model, not a curated record. Gene Ontology annotation, molecular function: ubiquitin protein ligase activity. The coding region runs from base 1 to 1998 and encodes 665 amino acids. Gene Ontology annotation, biological process: protein polyubiquitination.